Messenger RNA from Styela clava, 1661 nucleotides. The record is from RefSeq and is a predicted model, not a curated record. NCBI's taxonomy places the organism in Eukaryota, Metazoa, Chordata, Ascidiacea, Stolidobranchia, Styelidae.
UUGAAGGAUUAUCUAUAUACAUAUAAUAUCAUGCGUGUUCUUGCUAAAUUUGAGGAUUCCAAUAAGAUCAUUCAAUUAGAUUCGGAAGAAAGUUUUCGAGAGACAAUUGCAGAAACUUUUCAAAUCCCACUUUCAUCCUUCAAAGUGGUACGAUAUGACGAAGGUUUCCAGGAAUGGGUUGACAUGGAGCCAGGUGACAUAUGCAACAAUGCGAAACUGAUGGUUAUCAAGACAGGGCUGUUUACUUCACCACAGGCCUCAACUGCAACUUGCUCUACUCUCCCAUUAAAUCCACCUGGUUGUGGUAUUUCAUCAUUAGGCCUUGAUACUGAACUUCGUACACUACCGCAAGUCUCUAAUACAGCUUGCUCUACAGUCUCAGAAGAUCAACCUGAUUGCAGUAUUUCGUCAUUAGACAUUGAUGCUGCCAGCCGCAUGCGAUGCUCAACACCUUCAGAGGAAAACCUUUCCGUCGCAUCGUCACACGAUACAAUACCAAUAGACAACAUACAUGAAGAGCCACCAAAAGUUGAUGCAGCACAGUGGCCCAUGACAUUCACCUUGCCUACUCUUCCUAGACAUAUAAAGCAUCAUCUGAAUGAGCUUAAAAGUGAUGAUAAAAUGCCAUUACAGAAAAAUAUAAGGAAGGAAAUUAUAAACAUACUGUUUAACAAAAUGAGAAGUUACACUAUGUAUCCAGCUCCGUGCAACUACCAAGAGGUCGGAAGCAUGCUUGUGAAAACGUAUCCUGUCCUACGCGACAGACUUGCCAGUAGAGGAUGCUAUUAUGUUGUAUGUGACACUGAACAAGAAGACGACCAUAGCCUUGACAAGCAUAAAAAAAUAAUAGCAGAAGAAAUGAAAAAGAAGAAAGCAUCAGAUGAUGUCAUUCGUGACAGAAUGGCUCGUUGCUCAAACAGGAGACGGCUUGACAUUGUUCAUGGCAAGUCAACAUGUGAUGUACUUACAGAUUAUCCUUGCCUUGGACUUUCGAAAUGGAUACUUGAGGAGAUGAACAUGUUGUGUAACGUGAAGAUCGUUGAGCAACUCUCCUCAGAGAACACUAUAGCAGUCAUUCGCCGCCUGAAAAAACUAUCAUUGGGGAAAUGGCAGAAAAUACCGAGCCUAGUCAAACGAUUAAUAGAUGAAGAAGAAAUAUGCUGGCUAAUGACUUUGCCCUCUUUAUGGAAUGAGGAUGAGCUAGUAUUAGAAAAGAGUGUAAGCACUCCAUAUCCAGUUAUUGUGGCUCGGAAUUCUGAAGAUGAGCAGAUAACAGUAUGGAUCGAUGGCUGCCAAAUUCGACAAAGCUCCAAUUACGUUGAAGCCAUUGCAGCAAUGAUAUCUUGCUAUUGGGUUUUCAAUUUAGUAAUUCCAAAAGGCAAGAAAAAGAGCUUGGGUUUCAUGGCGGCGUAUUUGCUGCAUCUGCCCAACGCAGAACUGCCAAUGGCUGUAGUAAAACUUGUGAACAAACUGUAGUAACAAAUUGACCCAAAAAUGCAACCCGUAAAUUUCUUCAUUACUUCUACGAAGAUGGAUUAAAACAGGGGUGCACAACUCAAAUGAGGACAUGUGUCAAAUUUUUCAAAAUAAUCUUGUCGCUUGCCACGCGCAAUUGUUGGUAUUGUAAAUUAACUCUGUAAAACAGACAAAUUUCAAUAAUA